UCUGAUUUCAAAUCCCCAAUUGUGUUUUGUCUCGGUUGUUAAAAGCACCAGCAGCCAUGGCUAUAUAUAUAGCCACUUGAACCACAAACCCCAACCAGUCCUUGUUUAAAGCGAAAAUGGGGAAGAAGGCAUCGCCGGCGAACGCUAAUUCCGGCAACGAUGAUUUUCACGCGGCGGCUCGAUCGGGAGAUCUGAAGGCGGUGAUAGAGAUAUGCAGCGCCAAUCCUCUCGCCGUCAACUCACGUGACCGCCACUCCCGUACUCCACUACAUCUAGCAUCGUGGUCUGGGCAUGCCGAAGUAGUAGACUAUCUCUGUAAGAACAAGGCGGAUGUUGGCGCUGCCGCCAUGGAUGACAUGGCGGCGAUUCACUUUGCCGCACAAAAGGGCCAUCUCGAAGUCAUCAAGAUUCUCGUGACAGCUGGCGUCUCCGUCAAGUCCUGCAACCGAAAGGGCAUGACUGCAAUCCACUACGCCGCCCAAGGGUCGGACGUCGAGCUCGUCAAGUAUUUGCUGAAGAAAGGUGCGAACAAGAACUCGAAGAACAAGGCUGGGAAGAGCGCAGUUGAUCUCGCGAGCAGUGAUGAGAUUCGGAAACUGUUGGUUGAAUUUGAACUUGAAUCGGAUUCUUCGUCUGGUAAAGGUGAAAAGGGGGCUGAAAAGGAGAUUUCGGAUAGAGAAGAAGGGGAAGUGUAUGAAGGGAAUGAAAAUGGGGAAGAAGGGAAAGAUGAGAAUCUGAAGAGAAAAAGUGAAGGCGAUGAAAUUAAAGAGAAUCGAGUGGGGAUUAAGAAAUCGAAGGUUGCUCUUAGUCAUCUUGUAGCUACAGACGACACGCAGGAAGAAGAUGAAGACUAGUGAAGUUUGUGCGAGAAAACGGCUUUUUUUUUUCUUUUUUGUUUUUUGUUUUUUGAUAAUCAAGAAAAUGGCUUUGAGAGUGUAGUUUCUUGAGAGUAGGUGUGUUGUAAUGGUGUUGUAGAGAAUCAACUAGCAUGAGAACUUGAGAAAUUUUUAUGUUUCAGGUCUUGUAUCUUCACCUUUUUCCUUAUUAAAUAUCCGUUGUUCAAACAUUUAA
Erythranthe guttata (spotted monkey flower) is the source of this 1071-nucleotide messenger RNA. RefSeq names its product Ankyrin repeat family protein. The record is from RefSeq and is a predicted model, not a curated record. Lineage: Eukaryota; Viridiplantae; Streptophyta; Magnoliopsida; Lamiales; Phrymaceae. Gene Ontology annotation, biological process: protein K6-linked ubiquitination. Gene Ontology annotation, cellular component: BRCA1-BARD1 complex; BRCA1-A complex. Gene Ontology annotation, molecular function: protein binding; ubiquitin-protein transferase activity.